Anoplophora glabripennis (Asian longhorned beetle) is the source of this 2214-nucleotide messenger RNA. Its product is annotated as 1-acylglycerol-3-phosphate O-acyltransferase ABHD5. Bases 201 to 1364 code for a protein of 387 amino acids. Gene Ontology annotation, cellular component: lipid droplet. Lineage: Eukaryota; Metazoa; Arthropoda; Insecta; Coleoptera; Cerambycidae. The transcript has 7 exons. The record is from RefSeq and is a predicted model, not a curated record.
GAAUUUCAUUAUGACAAAAUUGUAAAAAACGUGAUGAGCUGAGUAAUAAGAUUACAAGUUAAAUUAUUUAUAAUUAGAUAGUCCGCGACCGCCAAUAACUUAUCUUACUAAUUAGUUACUACUACUAGACGACCUAUAUUUUAUAUUAUUGAAAUAUUGAAAGCUAAGGAGGACAAGAUAAAAAAAAUUGCGUACCAACCAUGAUAGAAGACCGUAGUAAUUUACAAGAAGAUGAAUUUCAAAUAUUAGAAUCUAAACACGUUAAUUCAAGUUGGUUGAGCCCAAACUGGUUAACGUGGAAUAAAUAUUCAGAAACUAUGUUAAGAACUUUAGAAAAGAAAAUAUUACAAAUACUACGAACUCCACAUCGAGGUUGGUAUGUUGACAUAGGGCCUGUUGUAGGUCCUGCUGAUAAAAUAUGGACUAUAUCUUUUAACACCGAAUCCCCAAAGACACCGUUAGUGCUUUUUCAUGGUCUUGGAGCAGGAGUUGCAUUAUGGUGCUUAAAUUUAGAUGCUUUUGCAGCAACAAGACCUGUGUAUGCUAUUGAUCUAUUAGGAUUUGGUAGAUCAUCUCGACCAAAUUUUAGUAGUGACAGCUCCGAAGCAGAGAAACAGAUGGUCAAAUCUAUAGAAGAAUGGCGUAAAGAGAUGAAAUUAAAUGACAUGAUUAUACUAGGACAUAGUAUGGGUGGAUUUUUGGCAGCCUCCUAUUCAAUAUCUUAUCCAAAUCGAGUGAAACACUUAAUUUUAGCAGAUCCAUGGGGUUUCCCUGAAAAACCUAACGAACUUAAAGAAGUGCCUUUGUGGAUUAAAACUAUUUCGUACAUAAUGCAGCCCUUUAAUCCUUUGGCUGGUAUUAGAGUAGCUGGUCCUUUUGGUCCAUGGUUUAUUAAUGCUGUAAGACCAGACAUUUCAAAGAAGUACUUAGUCGCUUUAAGAGAUCCCAAUUUAAUACCAGAAUACAUAUAUCAGUGCAACUGCCAGCAUCCCAGUGGUGAGAGCGCUUUUCAUUCAAUGAUGGUGGAUUUCGCGUGGGCUAAGAAUCCUAUAGUAAGGAGGAUAGACAAAUUAAGCCCUACUAUUGCAAUAACUUUGUUGUACGGAUCAAGGUCUUGGACAGACCAUUCUGCAACAGAUAUCAUAAAAGAGAAGCGAAUCCAUUCGUACUUCAAGUUACAGGUUGUUAGUGGAGCUGGCCAUCAUGUUUACGCUGACAAACCAGAAGCAUUCAAUCAAAUUGUCUUAGAUGCUUGUAAUUACAGCGAUGGUGUAUCGAGAAAUAAUCUAGCUCUGAUGCCCCCCGAUAGUGGGGGCGAAUCGGAUGCAGAAAGCAAUGCAUCAGAUUCAAAUAAUAGACACUGACGUUUUUUAAACGCAUUAAAUUCAUCUGUAAUAAUAUUUCCUUAAUUCUUUUUGUAUAUAUUAAUUUCAUUCUUUAAAGAUACAAAAUUUUGAUAUUUUAUUAAGACAUAGUUUCAAUGAGAAAUCGUAUAUUUAUGUACUUUUGUAAAUAAGCUAAGGAGAAUUAACUUCACACCAAAUAUAUAUAAUUUUUAUUUUUAAUUUAUUGUCAUUGUUCAGUGACGCUACAUAUUUUAAGAUGUGACCUAUUUAUUUUGUUAUAUCGUAUUAUCGUAUUUAUUAAAAUUAAUUUGUGGUUGUGGGAUGAUUCAAGGUUGUAUUUAAGCAAUAUAAAGAUAUUAAUCGUUUUUUAAAUAAACAAAUAAUGGAAGCCAAGAAAAUAUAUGAAUAAUAAUCAACAAGAAUUGUGUCACUAAAUGAAAUAUUUUUGUACAAAAAUUUUAUUUUUAAUUUUUAGAUCUUUAAAAUAUUACACGAUUGUAAUAUUUCUCUAAGGUUUGUAUUUCAAAACAAUAUAGCUUUAUAAUUAAUACAAGUUUAUAUGUAUUUAAUUGAUUAUGUGACACAAUUUUGUAUUUAUACAGGUAUAUUGUAUUUAGAAUCCAUACAUAUUUACAAUAUUAAAUUCUUAGGUCAGUCCACUUUUUUUUUAGUUUUAUAACGUUUAAAUAUAUAUUAUGCAAUAAAAAAUUGUUAUAAUACACACAAUGUUAUCAUGUUUAUGCUGCCAUUUUAUAAACAUCCAUGAAUCAUUUGACGAAAAUAUUAAAUCACAUUAAAUGUAAGUUAAAAAAACAAACUGUUUUUUAUAUAUUUUAUCGAUAACUCAGCAGAAAACUGUGAUAAAGAA